AUAGGCUUUUCCUCACAGUUAACAAUGCAGUCGGCUUUAUCGCUUAUCCUAAUCCUCGUUCUUUCGCAAGUGGACAACGCACUAUCUUUCUCUCAAACUUUACACAUGGUUAACGUGAUAGGAACUAAACAAAAUCUGAAUCUAGGAAGUUAUUUUCGAAAUCGUUACUAUGGAUUUUUCAGUUCCAGUCCCUCAAAUGAGAUCAAACUGGAGAGUUCCCCUGUCCCACGAUGUGUCAAAAGUGCCCAAGCUCUUGUGGAUGGCUUAUAUUUACAUUACCAAACAACAGAACGAAACUUCUCAGAAUCACAAUUACUACCAAUAUAUUCCAGACCUCAUGAUGAUAAUAUGAUUAGUUUUGCCAGAAAUUGCUCACUUUACACUCACCUUUAUACACAACGACUCAACACAGUUGGAAAACAAAUUCAAACAGAUAAUCAGGACUUCAUCAACUUCAUCAGUAACAAAACUGGAGUAGACACAAACCUCAAAAAGAUGUGGAUGGUAGCAGAUACUCUCUCUUGCUGGAAGGCCCAUAACCAAUCAUUACCAUCAUGGGUAAAUGAGAGUGUUCUGAGGAAACUUCAGAAGCUACAUGACAACAAAUUCGAUUUGAUGUUUGGAUCUCCAUUAAUGGCAAAGCUUAAAGGAGGGCCAAUACUGAAGAAAAUUAUUUCAAACAUGAAUAGCGUUGCUAUUGAGCGCCAAAAGCCUGAAACCAAGUUAUAUUUCUACUCAGGGCAUGAUGCCACUGUGUCGGCUUUACUCAAUGCCUUAAGUGUUUUCAAUGGCUUAAGUCCUCCAUAUGCUGCCAGUGUGAUAUUGGAACUUCAUCAAAGUUUAGACCGAGGUUACUAUGUCCAAGUAUGGUACAAAAAUACUACAGUUGAUCUGCUGAACUACAUGCAGCCACCAUACCAGCUCACCAUUCCAGGUUGCUCCAAAGACUGUCCAUAUGAGAAAUUUGUAGAAUUAACAAAAGACAGUUUACCAGGAGACUGGGAAAGGGAAUGCAGAUCACUACAUUAUUCGGAUAAACAACAUGGUAUGUGAUAUAAAAAUAAACGUCAAUGCAGUGCUUUGAAACCAUCAACACACCAAAGAGAAGAGACAGAUUGUUAUCACACCACAAAGGAUUUCUCCAAAUGAUGAAUUACAAACAUUACUACAGAAAUAUUUAAAUGAAAACAAAGACAAAAAAACAAAAUUCCACAAAAAGACUCCUGUACAUACUAAGUUGAUUUUGAAAAAAAAUUACUUGAUAUUUUAUGAUAAUUUAUUACACUUAAUAACUAAAUAUUUCCUACCAUCAACAAAGCAAUAUUUUCUUAUUGAUCUAUUUUUCUAUAACAUACUUACUUGGUGCAUAUCAAAUAAUAAUGAUUUCUUUCCUUGGUACAUGGCUUUAAAAUGUUUAGGGUGCUGGGAACAACCUGUAAUAUUGACUCAACUACUUGACUGAGAUUGGUACAAGACUAACAGUGGUGAAAAGGAAAACAAAUCGAUUAUAUUGACUCUCCAAUACAUCGUUGAACUUAGCAUAAGGCUAUAAGUUUGGGAGGCUGAGAACCAUUGGUUGUAUUGAUCCAGUACUUAACUGGAAUUGGCAAAAAACUAUGAAUUGAGGUGCUAGGAGGAAUCAAUAUAAUGACUCUGGAACUUGGCUGAAAUUGACACAAGGCUUAUAAAUUGUGAAGCUGGGAGUUAGGGACUGUAUCAAUCAAUAUGAUCGUUCUAGGACUUGACUGAAAUUGGUAUAAGGCUAUAGAUUGAAGAUGGGGCUGGUGUUGAGCCAAUCGAUAUAAUGAUGCUAGGACUUGAUUGAAAUUGGAACAUCUAUGAAAUUUAUAGAAUAUAGUCAGUCGUAAUGAUUUCCAGUAUAUGUAACCUGGUAUUUAUUUUAUCAAGUCCAGAAGAAUGAAAGGCAAAAUUGAUCCAUUAAGAUUUUGAACACAGAAUAUGGAUGUAACUGAAGUAAAUAUUAUUGUAAGAAAUUUAA
Messenger RNA from Octopus bimaculoides (California two-spot octopus), 1999 nucleotides. RefSeq names its product lysosomal acid phosphatase. Lineage: Eukaryota; Metazoa; Mollusca; Cephalopoda; Octopoda; Octopodidae. Gene Ontology annotation, biological process: dephosphorylation. The record is from RefSeq and is a predicted model, not a curated record. Gene Ontology annotation, molecular function: phosphatase activity.